Pelobates cultripes (western spadefoot toad) is the source of this 1180-nucleotide messenger RNA. The record is from the annotation of a GenBank genome assembly. NCBI's taxonomy places the organism in Eukaryota, Metazoa, Chordata, Amphibia, Anura, Pelobatidae.
AUGCGAGCGGUGAAGAGAAACACAGCAGAAAAGAGAAGAAAACUUAUGGCUUGGGUCUUGAGCCAGGAGGAGAAGUACGCCUUUGUGCGGCAAAUACAAAGACGGCAGCGCUAUAGGGUAAGCAACUUUAUGUAAUUUGUCAUGUAGUUCUACACGUAUUAAAAUAUAAAAAUAAUACAGAAUAUGUAAAAAAUCUAAUAUAAGAUGGGAAGGAUAUACAUUAUGUAUUUAACAACAUACAUGUUGCACACAUAUGUAAAAUUCAAGAAUUACACCUUCUACAUAAAUACUCCUUAUGUUAUUUAUGUUGCUCGCUUUUAUACAUGAUGCUAUUUGUCCAUGUAAAGUAUUUUAUGUUGUAUUAUUAUGUUGUAUUAUUUGUGAUAUGUAACAUCUGUCUUUUUUUUUUUUUUAGAUGCCUCUCCUUUUGUCAAAGCAGCACCGCCGACCAGUCAUUUGGGCUCUCCGCCACGCCAAUGAGUGGUGGGAUGUGACCGUCCCUGGAUUCACACACACACAGUGGGUGCACAAUUUCAGAAUGUCGGAGGAAACAUUUUUAUACCUUUGUGCAAAGCUACGUCCAGCGAUGGAGAAGGAAACCACCAACUUCAGAGUCUGUUUGCCUGUGAGGAAAAGAGUUGCCAUUGCACUGUGGAAGUUGGCUACCAACAGUGAAUACAGAAGUAUAGGUCAUCUUUUUGGUGUCAGUAAAUCAUCAGUGUGCCAGUGUGUACAGGACUUCUGUAAGGCUGUAUGCUCAUUGCUAGCUCCUGAAAUUAUUAAUUUUCCGGACUGGCAAAAGCUUAAAGACAUGGCUGACUACUUUGAGAACAGGUGGGGCCUUCCACAGUGUGUUGGUGCUAUUGAUGGGUCACACAUACCAAUAAUAGCACAACAAGAAUACCACACUGGCUACUUCAACAGAAAAGGCUGGCAUUCCAUCAUCCUCCAAGGAGUAGUGGAUGGAAAAGGACUAUUCUGGAGUGUGAAUGUAGGAAAGCCUGGGAGUUUGCAUGAUGCUCGGGUUCUACGACUGUCCACAUUUUGGGAUUGGGAUGGCCAGGGAGACCUGUAUCCUGUUUGCACUAAGAACAUGGGGGGGGGGGGUGAAUGUUGGCUAUUAUGUGCUCGGGGACUCUGCUUACCCUUUACAAAAUUGGCUCCUGAAACCAUUUCCUGA